AAAAAAAAAAAGUGGGCCGCCAUUUUCCUUCCUGGCAGCGGCGUCCGCGUCCCGGCGGGUACACGGGAGUGCAGGCGCGGGCUGAGGGCGCGGGGCUAGGUGCCGGCGCUGUGUUCUCAGAUUCGCCACGACAUGGCAACUCUUUUAAUAAGGAAAAUGGUGAACCCUCUGCUGUAUCUCAGUCGUCACACACUGCAGCCUCCAGCCCUCUCCACGUUUCUCUUGGGAUCCCUUGGAGGUGCUGCCCCCGUGGCUGUGGAACCCGGGGCAGGAGUGCGGUCCUUUCUCUCACCCAGCCUUCUGCCUCACAUGCUGCCUGCGCUGGGGUUCAAAACCAAGGGUGUCCUGAAGAAGCGCUGCAAGGACUGUUACCGGGUGAAGAGGCGGGGCCGGUGGUACAUCUAUUGUAAAACCCACCAGAGGCACAAGCAGAGACAGAUGUAGAUAGUCCCUUUCCCUCCAGAGUCCCGCACAUUCUCGUCAUGGUGAGUGGUUGUAUCUUACGGAAUUAUCACAUCAAGGAGUCAGGAGAGUGACUGGAGGCAAACGCCCUAAAGGUUACCUAUCACUUUUCAGUUCAGAUGAGGAACUACAGAAGACAUUGCGUCAUCUCGUUUCUAAACAUUCUAACACAUGUACACGAAUGUUCAUUGCAGCACUGUUUACAAUAGCAAAGACCUGGAAUCAACCCAAAUGCCCAUUGAUAAUAGACUGGAUUGGAAAAAUGUGGCACAUAUACACCAUGGAAUAUUAUGCAGCAAUCAGAAAUGAUGAGUUUGUGUCGUUUGUAGGGACAUGGAUGAAUCUGGAGAACAUCAUCCUCAGCAAACUGACACAAGAACAGAAAAUGAAACACUGCAUAUUCUCACUCAUAGGUGGGUGAUGAAAAAUGAGAACACAUGGAUACAGAAAGGGGAGUACUAAACA
Callithrix jacchus (white-tufted-ear marmoset) is the source of this 927-nucleotide messenger RNA. The record is from RefSeq and is a predicted model, not a curated record. NCBI's taxonomy places the organism in Eukaryota, Metazoa, Chordata, Mammalia, Primates, Cebidae.